Messenger RNA from Pogoniulus pusillus (Red-fronted tinkerbird), 6693 nucleotides. RefSeq names its product zinc finger protein 609 (gene ZNF609). Lineage: Eukaryota; Metazoa; Chordata; Aves; Piciformes; Lybiidae. The transcript has 10 exons. Gene Ontology annotation, cellular component: nucleus. Gene Ontology annotation, biological process: regulation of transcription by RNA polymerase II. The coding region runs from base 268 to 4521 and encodes 1417 amino acids. The record is from RefSeq and is a predicted model, not a curated record.
GCGGCCUGCGCGGCGCGGCGCGGCCCACAGGCGCGGGUGGCAUGGCGGCCCCGGCGGCCGGCCCCUAGCUGCGGGCGGAACGAAGCAGAGCGGUGGUCAGGCGGCCCCAUGGAGGAGACUUAGGGCCGCCCGGGACGGGAGAGCAGCCGGCAGCGAUGCUGUCACCUGGGCAGAUCCCCACUGGAAGCCCCCCGAGGACGUAGGUGACCCCCAGGGCGUGGAGCGGCAGGGAAGAGCCUUGAACCGUGAGGGGCUGUUAACUCUAAGAUGUCCUUGAGCGGCGGAGCUUCCGGAGGGAAAGGAAUCGAUGCGAACCCGGUUGAGACGUACGACAGCGGGGAUGAAUGGGACAUUGGUGUAGGGAACCUCAUCAUCGACCUGGACGCUGAUUUGGAGAAGGACCAGCAGAAACUGGAGAUGUCGGGCUCCAAGGAUGUGGGGCUGCCAGCACCCAACGCAGUGGCAACCCUGCCGGAUAACAUCAAGUUUGUGAGCCCGGUGCCGGGCCCACAGGGCAAGGAGGGCAAAUCCAAGUCGAAAAGGAGCAAGAGUGGCAAGGACAGUGGCAAGCCGACCCCGGCGACCUCCUUGUUUACUCCGAGUGAGGGAGGAGGUAGCAAGAAGGAGGCUCAAGGACGCUCUGGGGACAGUGCGAACUCAGGUGGCCUGGUGCCCGCCGUCACCCCGAAGGGCUCGGAGAAGUCGGCCAAGGCAUCCCGCAGUGUGGCCGGCUCCAAGAAGGAGAAGGAGGGAGGCUCGUCCAAAAGCAAGAAGGAAAGGAGUGAGGGCGCGGGGGCUGCGGCGGAGAAGGAGCCCAGCGUGCUGCAGCCCCUGGCGCUGGCAGUGAGGGUGGGACAGUAUGACGGGGGCCAGGGCCCCGAGCCUGCUGCUGCCGAGCAGCUUGGGAGUAUAGCGAUUGACACAGGAGCGGCACUCAACCCUCUGGGAGCCAAGGCAGAGCUGGAGGACGGCGACGGCGAGUGCCGGCAGCUGAAGAAGGUGAAGGCCGAGAAGAUGGAGUCCCCGGGCUCCACGCCCGCCGUGCUGCCCCUGCAUCUGCUGGUGCCCGUCGUCAGCAGCGACAUCUCCUCGCCCUGCGAGCAGAUCAUGGUGCGCACGCGCUCCGUGGGAGUCAACACCUGCGACGUGGCCCUGGCCACCGAGCCCGAGUGCCUGGGCCCCUGCGAGCCUGGCACCAGCGUCAACCUGGAGGGCAUCGUCUGGCAAGAGACGGAGGACGGUAUGCUGGUGGUCAAUGUCACCUGGAGGAACAAGACUUAUGUGGGCACCCUGCUGGACUGCACGCAGCACGACUGGGCACCUCCUCGGUUUUGCGACUCCCCGACCAGCGACCUGGAGAUGCGCAAUGGGCGGGGCCGGGGCAAACGCAUGCGGCCCAACAGCAACACCCCUGUCAGCGAGGGCACUGCCGCCUCCGACAGCAAGGGCACCAGCACCAGCAGCAAGACGCGGGCGGGAGCCAACAGCAAGGGGCGCCGGGGCAGCCAGAACUCCUCGGAGCACCGCACACCGCCGGGCGGCGCAGGCGAGGACGUGAAGGCCAGCCCCUCGUCCGUCACCAAGCGCAAGAGCAAGCCCCUCUCCGACAUGGAGCUCAACUCCAGCUCAGAGGACUCCAAGGGCAGCAAACGCAUCCGCACCAACUCGAUGGGCUCGGCAGCUGUGCCCCCUGUCGCCGCCAAGGUGGAGCCGGCCACGCUGGACCGCAACUGCCCCUCGCCCAUCCUCAUUGACUGCCCCCACCCCAACUGCAACAAGAAGUACAAGCACAUCAACGGCCUCAAGUACCACCAGGCCCACGCGCACACGGACGAGGACGGCAAGCUGGAGGCGGACGUGGACAGCGAGUACGGCGAGGAGCCCUCGCUGCACCCUGACGCUGGCAGCUGCAACGGGGCUGCUGCCGCUGCCUCCCAGAAGGGCUCCCUCUCGCCCGCCCGCUCCACCACCCCCAAGGUGCGCCUGAUGGAGCCCCACAGCCCCUCCCCGUCCGGCAAGUUCAGCACCAAGGUCCCCUGCAAAAAGAAGCUGGCCGGGGAAGGGGACACCGACCCAGGCGCCCUGUCCAACGAUGGCUCCGAGGAUGGUCCCUCCAUGGCUGACGAGACCAGCAACGACGGCUUCGACUCUCUGGAGAAGCGCUGUGUGGAGAAGGACAAGGCCAAGAAGGCAGCCAGCACCAAGCCGGAGAAGGUCCCUUCCAAGAGCUUGAAGUCUGCCAGGCCCAUCGCACCAGCCAUCCCCCCCCAGCCCAUCUACACCUUCCAGACAGCCACCCUCACUACAGCCAGCCCCGGCUCCUCCACUGGCCUCGCCACCACCGUGGUCCAGACCAUGCCCAACAGCCCUCAGCUCAAACCCAUCCAGCCAAAGCCGACGGUGAUGGGAGAGCCCUUUGCAGUCAACCCUGCCCUCACCCCUUCCAAGGAGAAGAAGAAGAAGGACAAGAAGAAGAAGGAGCCCAAGGAGUUAGAAAACCCUUUGACUCCCGGCAAGCCCUGCAGAGCAGAGGAAGGCAAGAGCCCAUUCCGGGGGGAGUCCGGCGAGCUGGGGCUGAAGGGCGAGGGGCUGCUGAACGGCUCCUCUGACCCCCACCAGAGCCGGCUUGCCAGCAUCAAGGCCGAGGCAGAUAAAAUCUACAGCUUCACCGACAACGCCCCCAGCCCCUCCAUCGGCGGCGCCAGCAGGCUGGAGAGCGCCAACCCGGCCCAGCCCAUGACCCCGCUGCACGUUGUCACCCAGAACGGGGCGGAGGCCGGCUCGGUGAAGACCAACAGCCCGGCCUACUCGGACAUCUCCGACGCGGGCGAGGACGGCGAGGGCAAGCUGGAGAGCUUGAAGGUGAAGGAUCCGGAGCAGCUGGUCAAGGAAGGCGCCAAAAAAGCUCUUUUUCCCCCACAGCCACAGAGCAAGGAGUCUCCCUACUACCAGGGCUUCGAAACCUACUAUUCCCCUGGCUACCCCCAGGCCAGCCCAGGGCCCCUGAACCCUGGGAGCCAGGCCACGACCGAGACGCAGGCCUUGAAGCUGAAGAAGGAUGAGGAGCAGGAGAACUCGGAGGUGAAGGUGAAGAGCGAGGGCUGUGAAGAGAAGAAGGCAGAGCUGGGGGGCUCCAGCCAGCAGCCCUCGGUCAUCCAGCAGCGCCCCAACAUGUACAUGCAGUCCCUCUACUACAACCAGUAUGCCUACGUGCCACCCUACGGCUACAGUGAGCAGGGCUACCAUGCCCACCUGCUCAGCACCAACCCUGCCUACCGCCAGCAGUACGAGGAGCAGCAGAAGCAGCGGCAGAACUUGGAGCAGCAGCAGCAGCGAGGGCUGGAGAAGAAGGCAGAGCUGGGCUUGAAGGAGAGGGAGGUGGCACUCAAAGAGGAGUGGAAGCAGAAGCCACCCAUGCCCCCGACACUCACCAAAGCCCCCAGCCUCACGGACCUUGUCAAGUCAGGGCUGAGCAAGGCCAAGGAACAGGGAGCUCCUGACAUGGCCAAGUCUGUCAUCAUCCCCAAGCUGGAGGACUCAUCUAAGCUGUCCAGCAGCCAGGUGGCCGAGGGGCUGAAGGUGAAGCUGAGCGAGGCCAGCCACCUUGGCAAGGAGGCUGCGGAGGCCAAGGCUGGCUCUGAGUGCGGCCGGCAAGCGGAGGUGGACCCUGUGCUCUGGUACAGACAGGAAGCUGAGCCCAGGAUGUGGACCUAUGUGUACCCAGCCAAGUACUCAGACAUCAAGACGGAGGAUGAGCGGUGGAAGGAGGAGAGGGACCGGAAGUUGAAGGAGGAAAGGAACCGAAGCAAAGAAGCUGCGUCCAAGGAGGAUGGGAAGGAGAGCAGCAGCUCCGAGUGCAAGCUGACCCCCACCGAGGAGGCUCGCAUGGUGGGGAAGGAGCCCAGGCCCAGUGUCCACGUCCCUGUGUCCUCACCCCUCACGCAGCACCAGUCCUACAUCCCCUACAUGCAUGGCUACUCCUACAGCCAGUCCUAUGACCCCAACCACCCCAGCUACCGCGCCAUGCCUACUGUCAUGAUGCAGAACUACCCAGGGUCAUACCUGCCCUCCAGCUACUCCUUCUCCCCGUACGGGAGCAAAGCGUCAGGGAGCGAGGAUGGCGACAAGUCCCGUGCCAGCCCCAGCGUCAGCUGCAAGUCCAGCUCGGAGUCCAAGGCCCUGGACAUCCUGCAGCAGCAUGCCAGCCACUACAAGAGCAAAUCGCCCACGAUCAGCGAGAAGGCGGCGCCGGAGAGGGAGCGUAGCGGCUGCGGGGUGGUGGGGGGCGGCGGCAGCUGCAGCAGCGUGGGGGCAGCCGGCGGGGGCGAGAGGAGCGCGGAGCGGCCCCGCACCUCCCCCUCCCAGCGCCUGCUCUCCACGCACCACCACCACCACCACCUCGGGUACUCGCUGCUGCCCGCGCAGUACAACCUCCCCUAUGCAACAGGUCUCUCCUCCACAGCCAUCGUUGCCAGCCAGCAAGGCUCUGCUCCCUCCCUGUACCCACCCCCCCGGAGGUGAGAAUGGACGUGAGGGCAGCGGCCGCCGAGGCUGGAGCAGACGUGUGACUGGCUCACAUGGGGACGCCGGAGACUCCCACAGACAUCAGCUGAAUGGUGUUCAUUGUUGGCUUGAGCUCCUGCCGGGGGCUCGGGCAGGCUCUGUUCCCCCUGCACCCGCCCACCCACCCCCUCGGACACACACGGACCCACCCCUCUGCCCCCUGACCGCGGGCACGUGGACGAGCUGGUGCCCGUGGGGGUAUUUAUUGUACUGGGCACCGGCACUGGGGACGGAGGCGACUCGCCCGCCUGGUGCAUGUGAAGAGGAAACAGAAGCACUGAGCUUUCUCCGUGGAGCUGGGACCCGGCUGUGCCGCUGCCGCUUCACCCUGGGACUGGCGGCAGGCAGGGCUCUACCUCCUGCCCGCUCCUCGGCGGGGCUGGCAGCGAAGGGCCGAGCCUAGCGGGGGGUCUCGGUCUCAGGAAGGGAGGGGCUGGCUCAGCUGGAGCCCGGGCGGGUGCGGGGGUCUGCUGCCAGCCGGGGGGUGAGUGUUGGCCCGGCCGGAGAGUGCAGGGCCGUGCUGCACGUGGGGUACCCGCUCUGCCAGCCCCACGGGCGCUCCUGCACCCCGCGGCACCCACACUGCCCUGCUGAGCCUGUGCGGGCAGCGGCUGCCGCGGCGGGGCUCUGGGGAGCCGGGGGCGGCGCUCGGCCGCGGCCGCUCCCUCCCCGGGCAGCUGGGCUCGGCGGGGCUGGGGGUUGCAGCCGUCGCCCGGCCGGCUGCCAGAGUUCCUCCUCCCCAGUGCCUUGCACGGCGCAGACCUGCCUGAAGCUCACGCCCGUGGCUGCAGUCAGCUCCUGAGCCGCGACUCUGCGAGCCCCCAGCCCUUCCUUUGUGCCCGCCCCGGCAGGUGUGCCCCGAGCUGCUCGGUGUGGUGCGGGUCGGAGGGCUGCGGCUCCCCUUCACAGCCACCUCCUGCUCUUAGGGGACCUCCCCAGGCCGUGGGCAGAGCCCAACGAGGAACAAAGCACACUUAGGCUCUGCCAGAGGCACUUGGUGCUAUGCUGGGCCCCGCUCCGGCCUCCUGCCAGGGCUCGGGGCGCCAGUCCCCGGAGGAAGCUGGUCCCUGCCCCCAGCUCUCCUCAGCGCCCCAGGACAGGGACUCCUGGUGGCCUGCUCCCCAGAGCGGCCCCCCCCGUCCCCGGGCCGAUUCUACCUCGGCCCCGCCGCAGCCGCCCCGGGCCGCGGGGCUCGGUGGUGUCUGCGGGCGCCCCGGGCGCGUCCUGGGCUGCUGUGUACAUACUGUAAAAAGCCUUUGUUUGAACGCUGUUGUUUCGGGGUUUGUUUUCUUUCCCGCUCCCCCCAGCCCCAGCUCACCCAGGGGGAAGGUGGCGCUGGCCGGGGCUGGCAGCAGGGUGUGCCCAGCCUCCUCUCCUGGACUCGUUUUGCUCUUGGCUUGCCCUGCCAGGAGACGGGGCAGUGCGGCCCGGGCUGUGCCCCGCGGCGAUGCCAAGCGGCGAUGCCAAGCGGCAGCUAGACACCCCCGCUCCGUGCCUGUUGUGCGGCCACAUGCAGCCGCCAGGCUGGGCACCGGGAGGCUCGAGGGGAUGGGGGCAGCCGUCAGAGGAGCACCCUGCCAGCCUGUCCUGCCUCCAGCCCUGCGUGCUUCAGCAGAGCCUGGCAGCCAGCGCGGCCAGGGCACGCCAGCGGCUCCGAGGGGCGGUGGGGUCCGCAGGCUCUGCUGGCGGCUGGCGCAGGAGGGGUGGGGUCGGUGUCCUGUAGCAGUUCAGUGCCGCCCUGGUUUGUGCAGAAUAGCUUCGAGGUUUGAUGUUCUUCUGGGUUCUCCUGGUCAGGCCUUGCCCGUGGGGCUGGCACCCUGACCCUCCCCCCUCUCCCCACCCCAGCCCGCCCAGCCGCGGGGUUCGCCUGCCUGUGGGGGUGCCCUCCCCCAGCUGUGCCGCCCGCUGUGCCCACAGGCGGCCGGGGCGCCCCCUGUCGGCCUUCUCCAGCUCUGCUUCCCUGGGCGUUGCGGCGCUGGCUUUGGGUGGACCCCCCCGCGGCCCCUCUGUAAAGUGUACAUUGAGCCCCCCGGGUUUUCUAUAAAUAUAAAUAUAAAUAUAUACAUAGCAGUGUGCUCCUGGCCUGGCACCGGGCAGGGACAAUAAAUCUUUUUAAGAGACAAUCACAAA